Molecule: messenger RNA, 4926 nt
Organism: Xenia sp. Carnegie-2017
Lineage: Eukaryota; Metazoa; Cnidaria; Anthozoa; Malacalcyonacea; Xeniidae
Exons: 2
Coding region: 1-3489 (1162 amino acids)
Molecular function (GO): protein binding
Source: RefSeq, a predicted model, not a curated record
AUGGGGUCUGUCUUGAGCUCUAAAAAGAAAACUAAUGGUUUUAAAUUGAUGAGAUUAAUUGUUGAUGUUGGUGGAGAAGCUUUAAGAAUAACAUUAAGGAAACAACUUUCAGGUACUGAUUUAUUUUAUAUUUUAAAUGACAAUAAAAAUUUUAAUAAGCUUUUGUUGCUAAAAGAUAAGCAAAUAAAGCAACAUCAAUGGGAUCUACUGUAUCCUCCUACUCCAAUAUUACCAAAUGAAAAUAAGUUUGACAUUACUUUACUUUGUAUUCUCUUGCGUAAUAUUUGUGGCCUAAAACCACCUCGUGAUCCAAUAUGGACGUCAGUAAAUGACCCCACUGAUUAUUCAACCGAAGCAGAUAUUACCCGUAUUAGGUUAUUUCGUAAUGAUCGUUUUGCUCACUUACCUAACACUUCAGUAAGCUUUAAUGAAUUUGAAGAUUUUUGCGUAAAAAUAAGCGAACCAUUUCUUCGUUUAGGAAUAAGUCAGGAGGAAAUAGAUAGAAUAACGAGUGAAGUGUGUGGUAAUGAGGAAUAUAAAAGGAUUUUGAGAGAAUGGGAUGAAUUAAAGAAUGAUUUAGAAGUUUUAAAAUCAGAUCACAAAGAAAUUAAGAAUACCCUAAAGGAUAUCGGUACGAAUGUUGGGAAAGUGAUAGAUAAAUUGGAAUUGGUAGGAGAUGAUAUUAAAGGAAUCAAGGCUAGUGAACAUGGACUUACUUCAGUUUUAGAAGAAGAUGUAUUGACAAAAAACCUUGUUAGCUGUACUUUUGAAAGUGAAAUUAGGCAUCAUUAUGAAAAAUACUUAAAUGGAACACGUGAAUGGGUUUUUAAAGAGUUUUCAGAUUGGUUUGAAGACGAUACUUCUCAAAAUCGUGCAUUUGUUAUUUCUGCUGUUGCUGGUAUGGGUAAGUCUGUAAUUGCAGCUACUUUAUGUAAACGUUUUCCUCAUUACUUGACUGCAGUUCAUUUCUUUCAACACAACAACAGUCGUUACAAUAAAGCCAAUGUACUUCUUCAAUCUUUAGCGAUGCAAAUUAGUCGUAAGUUUCCUGCUUACAAACAACUUCUUGUGAAAAAACUUUCAGGUCAAUUGUGUGAGCCUUUGAAUAACAUGAAUAUUGAAGGAUUAUUUUCCCUUCUUUUUACUGAGUUGUUUUAUAAUAUCUCAGAAGUUCCCAAGCGAAUGUUAGUUGUGCUUGAUGCUCUUGAUGAAUGUGGUUAUCCAGAAAGAGAUGACCUUGCUAAUUUGCUUGCUAAUCACUUACACAAACUUCCACCUUGUUUUCGAUUUGUAAUUACUACCAGACCUAACGAAGUUGCUUUGAAUAAGUUCGAAAAAUUAAAUCCACUAUUCAUUAAUUGUAGCGAUGAUCGCAAUUUAGAGGAUAUUAAAUUAUUGAUUGAGGAAAGAAUUGGCUCUACUGACAGCCUUUCUAAUGUUAAAAACAGUUUGGCAGAAAAAGCUGACGGACUUAUGUUGCUUGCAUCACUUCUUAGCAGCGAAGUCAAAAAUCAGGAUUUGUUGAAAGGUUCCAUACCAAAAGAUCUCAGUGAAUAUUACAAAAUUUCCUUAACAAGAUUAAGUAAGGAAUUAGAUAUCAGUAACGAAAAGUUUCAGUCAAUUUUAAAUACUUUGGCUGUUGCUAAAGAACCUCUUCCUUGGGAAAUGAUCGAUGACGUUCUUUGUUUGAAUUCUAAGUACAUAUCACUUCAGGUUAGAGAGAUUAUCUCUUGUCUGUUUGUUACCAAUGAAGAAGGAUGUGUUUCGUUUUUUCACAAAUCUUUAAAUGAUUGGUUGUUGGAUGAUCGAAAACAUAUUUACUCAGUAAAAACUCUUUGUGGUCAUCGACUUGUUUUAGAAUUUUGUUUAAAAUCUUUGGAUAACCUCAAAGCUGAAGGUGUAAACUAUGACGUCAUCAAACAUGCGUCAGUGAGAUAUUCAGUCAAGUAUUGGUUGCUUCAUUUACUUGAUAUUUCUGAUAAUGAUUAUAUCGUUAAAAGUGUCGGUAAAUAUCUUGUUGACUUAGAAGUGUUAGUUGCUUCGGUGUUGGUUGACUCUCGUCAUACUUUUGAAAAUUUUAAAUUAUUCAACGCACAUGAUGUGUACUUUCAUAUUUCUGAGGACAUUCGAUUGUUAUUUAAUGAAGUUUAUUCUGUAAUGACGUACCCUAUGCGCUUUAACAAUAAAGUAACUUUUUUGCAAAACGUUGCCAACGACGUCAAAGAUCUGUCGUCUCAAGCCAUCAAAAUGCUUCAAACACGUUUCAAAGAUUCACCAUAUCUAGAGUGCAGAGACACGGGUUUUAUAAAGUCUCGAUUAUUACGUUUAGAUCAAAAUUUGAUCUCUGUUGAUGUUUCACGAAACCAUGAUUACGUCGUGUGUGGUUAUCUUGGGUUCAUCGUGCAACUUUUUUCAUUGAGAACAAACAGAUGUUUAUGGAUAAAAAAUAUUGCUGGUCAGUUUAAGGAAUAUGAAGAGGGAGACUUUAGCGUUGUCUUUCAUCCAUUCAAAGAUUUGAUUUUUGCUUCCCAGCUUGAUAAGAUAUUAGAUAUUAAUGGUAAAAUUUCCCCCAGUCCGUUCCAUUGUGAUGAUUCUACUUCUAAGUUCUUUACCAACAAAUGUUUUUCUAAGGAUAAGUACACAAUGGUCACUAGUUACAAAGAUACUUUGACAGUAUGGGACGUUAAGAAAGGUAAGAAGAAACGCAGUAUUAGAUGUAAUGAUGAGGUGACCUCACUGUGUUUUUCUAAUUCUGGAAAAUAUUUGUGUGUUAUUGAGGAAGAAAGAGAGGUUAAAGUAUUUAACGUAGCGAAUAAAUAUGAAACAUUCUCAUACGACGAUCAUUUACAGCCUCGUAAUUUAAAUGAGUCUCGUGUUUUGUUUACUGUUGGUCUUCAUUCUUGGUUUUGUUGUGGUUGUGGUGGUGAACUGUGUUUGCCUGAACGUUUCAUUGUAAAUCCAACUGGUGAGAAACUUCCUGCCUUUGAUCCUUUUACCCAAACUUCUUUUUUCCCUCUUGAUCCUUUCGAUAACAACCGAUCAAGUUUUUCAAUUUUUGAAGGAAAUUGUUUACAUUAUUUUAUUUUGAAAAACGACAAUGUUCUUUUGUUUGAAUACGGACUUGAGAGUUAUCUUUAUUCAACACCACGUGCAUGUUUAACUAACUAUUACAAUUUUUAUAUCGACAAAUUUUGCUCAAAUGGAAAAUUUCUGUAUCGGAGCCAUCAAGAAAAAAUAGAGGUAAUUAUAUACAAUCUCAACACAUUUGACUUUUUUGUCAAGGAAUGUUUUGUUAGUGACAUGGUUGCUGUAGAAAAUGGAGUUAUUUUGCUUACGGCCGAAAAUAUUCCUGAGCUUUGGAGUAAUGAUUUGACAAAACUUGUUUAUAGUUUCGAUGAACUAAAAGGUCCCGGUACAAUGCGUAAAAAUCAUCUUACCACGAGAAUAAAUUUGAUCUUUGAUGAUAAAAUUUCUCACUAUUUUGGAUAAUGAUUAUAUUAUCUUUAAGAAAAUCUUGUUCAGUUCUUAUGCAUGAUCCCUAUCAUUGUUGAGAUUUCUAUUAAUAUCUGUUUGCGUAUGAUUUCAUGAAACGACCUUUGUCUAAUUAUGAUUGUUCUGUACAGAGACCGCAGUGUACAAUAAUGUCAACAUUUAGAGAGAUCAUGUAUAAAAGCUGAAAUUAAUUAAAGAUGAAAAUUCAAUGACAAUAAAGACAAACCAUAAACACAAAUGAUUUCGUGCCCAGGAUAAUAAUUUUCCUUGUACAAGAAAAAAAUUUUAUUGACUUUUAUCUCCUCACUCACACAAACAUAUAAAUGCAAACUAUUGUUAGUUAUUGUACCAUUGGUAAUAUUUUGUUGAUAUCUACACCAUGUAAACAUAUAAUUUUCAUUCAAAUGUAUUCAGUGUAGGAUGGUUUUAAUAUUGCACGUUUUUUCGAUACUUCAAAACCAAAAACAAGUUGUUACUAAUUAAAUCAAUACUGUCUUGCAAUGAAAUAAUUUGUUAAUACUUUUUACUUAUUGCAUUUUGAUAUAGAAAUUAUCUAUGUGUUAAGUUGUUAAGAGAGACAAAGACAGCCCAAUUGUUACUUCAGUUAUAUGAAUGUUUUCAUCUUUAUUUAUUUAAAAAUGUUAACUUAUAAUAAAACAAUGGUACUUUCGCUAAUUUUUUCAUGAAAAACUAAAAAUUUGGCUGUCUUUCUCACUGACUGUUAAAAAGUAAAUCGUAAACUCCACAAGAAAAUGAAUUAUGAUUGACGUUCAUCAUCGUGAUAAACAAUUUAACCAUUGUCACUGAACACUCCAAACCGUAUGAACAGGAAAUACUAACAAAAGUCAAAGAAAGUUUGCAAUAUAAAAAGACAGAAAACAAACGAUAAUGUUGCAUAUGGAAGGAUGUUUAAUGACAAGUUUUUACCUUUUAAUGAAAAAUCGAUAUCAAGCGUUGUUAAAGUUGGAACACUUUUACUUUGUGAAUCGAUACUUUAUGGGAGUUAUUUUUUAAAAACAUCAACUCAAACAUCAGUGGACAUACUGCAAGUUACUUUGCUAAAGUUUGAUAUGUUUAUUGCUUGGCUGUAAAAUUCCAUCGUCUACUCUUAAUUCAAACGUUAAUACAAGAAGCAGAAGCUUUAUUUCAGGAAGUGACGUAAUGAAUGAAAUGGCAAAUAUAUGUACCAUGGUUCUCUGUGGAUUUAUUGUUGUACUUUGUAACGUCACCCAGGUCACGUAAUCAUUGAAAUUUUAUCUGUGGUCAUAAUAGGAAGAUAUGAACUUUUACAUUUUUAAAAUGGUGAAGCUGGCUGUUCAUUUUGUCCACUUUUUUAUACAACUGAAGCGUGAAAAUUAUCAUCUCAUGUGGACGUUUUGAUGUGAACAUAACGCAUAAGUAAUCAUGAGAGUGAAUGAAAAGAAUUUGAUUUUA